AUGUCGGGCGCGUCAAAAAAUGACGAAUCGGGCCUUUCUGGUGGCAGCCAAGCAUUGCCCCUGCGUGGGCAUGCAGGGUCGAGCUCACAGCUUACUAGCCUGGGCAGCACCCCUGACCUCUCCUCUCCUACCAAGGCUAUAGAAGCCUCACAACAAGAAGACUAUGACGAAGAUGACGAAAAUGACGUUGAAGACGACGAUUCAGACGAGUCUGUACAUCCAGCAGACGAUAUUUUACAGAAAACAAUCCGAUUUUGGGAACAACUGCGCAAGAACAACAACAACCAGGUACGACGGCAAGGAGCUGAGCGUCAGAGGUACAACCUCGAUGCCUUCCUCUUCAAGCUCACGAGCGAGGGCACCCCGAAUCACAUUGCCAUGAAUUCCCGGCGGCUUGGAGAAGUUCUGAUGAGCCCUUCUGUUCGUGAUGCCCUCAAAUCACAAGGCAUUACUAUCACAAGUGACGAUCAUGUUGCCGAGGCAGGCUCCUUCAGCCACGUUAUACUCUGUGACACUGCUUGGCUUGAAAAUACCCUCAAAGAAGCCUGGCCAACGCUCAAGAAAUACGCCCCGAAUUUGGUCACCUUUUUAUCACAGGUCCUCCAGAAUCAGAAAGAGCUGGCCAAUAUGGACUUUGACGAUGACAAAAGCCCCCAAAUCUUGCUACUCGCCUCCCUAUUUACAGGCGGCUACGCACGCAACAACAGCUCCUUUUUGAGAGAUAUUCUCGGCCUCUAUAUGCUCGCAAACGGUACACCAAGGCGUGCGGUAGAAACCCUCGCUCAUAUCGGCUUGAUUCCUUCGUAUUGGACCCUGAAUAAAAUGCUCAACGACAUGGCAGCUAGAGCGAAGGAAAAUAUCAAGAAAGUCGCCAGGGAUCCGAACGGGCUUCUUGUUUAUGAUAACUUCAACUUCAUGAACCGUACAAGAGAGCUAGUUGGCGGGAAGAAAGACGAGAUGAUCAACCUUACAACGGCUUGUAUUGUUUCGUGCCCAGAACUCGGGGGAGCGGUGCAGAAGGCCAAUUUCCGGCCUCGAACGAAGGUUACAAAGGGAAUGGUCAUCGAUUACAUCCUUCCACGCCGCCAGACUAUCAAUAACGCGUCAAAAUGGCUAGUCAAACAGGCCCUCAUGAAGAUAUUCACAAAGGACAAUAUUCCCGGCAUGCCUGUCGUCAAGAGAGUUGAUGAAGGAACUAUCGACGGCGUAUACAAACUAUACGAAGAGCUCUUCAAACGCAGGCUUGGACUGGAUCAACAGUCUGACAUCGAUGAACGCCUCACCCUUGUUUAUGGCGACAUGAAAACAACCUCCUUUAUUCGCCGCAUUAAGCUCUCGCAGCUAGAGGCUAGCGAGAAGUGGGAGCAGAAGAAGUGGCUUGUCCCUGUGCCUGCUUUCUUCCAUAUUGAACUUAAUUAUAUUAAGUUUCUUUUCCCGGUUUUUUGGGACACUGGUGACGAUAAAAAUAACGUCACAAACGCUAUUAUUUCUUCUGAUGUGCAAUUCUUCCACCGGGGCAAGAACAUCAAGAAAAGCAAUAUCAAAUAUCACCAGGUCAUGCCUCUAUUGAUGCACGGCUAUAGUGUACGAAUUCUGGCAUUUGUUCUUGGUGAAUUGGUGGAGAAAGAAUAUAUUAACACCAACAGCCUCAAUGUCGAAACCGUCCUCGAGAAAUUGAAGGGCCUAGACCCCGAUAUUCUUGACGAUGCCAUUCUCUUCGUCAUACAUGAAGCUAUUCGCUGCCGCGACUGGGGAACUCUCAGGGACAUUAUACCGACUUUGCCUUUGUUAUUCUGGGGAGGAAAGUCGUCAAAUUACGGCCCUGAGAUGUUGUAUUUUGCCUUGCUUCUACACCCUCGUGUCAGCGAAGAUCACACAAUGCGGGCCAUUCCGAAAGGCGGCCUUAUUCGCUGUACAACAGCUGGAAGUGGCUACAAAGCCAUAGAUCUAAUGCUUGAGCAUAUCAAUGCCUCAUAUGCCCUUGAUAUCAAAUACAAUAAGAAUUCCACGCAUGACGUACAUGCUACCUUCUCGCGCCUCGCCCUGAACGGUAAUUUCCUUACAACUAUUCGCAAGUCGGUCAAGACUCUCUUUGUGAGUAAACAGAAGGGAACUCACAAGGCUGGCGACCCUACUGCAGACAUUAUUUUGUACGCAUGUAAGCUGUAUAACGAUGGCAUUACUAAGCGGAAUAAUAAGGAGGAGCGCCCCGAAGCAUUCGAUGCCCCUAAUGUCUUCGAGAGUGGGCAAAGAAUACUGCUAGAAAAGCUUGAUAACCUCAAUGAAGCUGUUGUUGAGCCUGAGGACCUUGUAGACCAGCGUGUUAUUCCGGGAACUGUACUAGGUGGCACAGAGGAUGGAGAGGUUGAUUGGGGCGAGGAGGGCUUGCGUUUAUUUGACGCCGAAGACGACUUCUGGGUACAGGCUGUUGAUCUUACGAGCGAUUAA
Messenger RNA from Lasiosphaeria miniovina, 2448 nucleotides. RefSeq lists its product as uncharacterized. Bases 1 to 2448 code for a protein of 815 amino acids. NCBI's taxonomy places the organism in Eukaryota, Fungi, Ascomycota, Sordariomycetes, Sordariales, Lasiosphaeriaceae. The transcript has 5 exons. The record is from RefSeq and is a predicted model, not a curated record.